Messenger RNA from Talpa occidentalis (Iberian mole), 1781 nucleotides. RefSeq names its product glutamate-cysteine ligase modifier subunit (gene GCLM). The transcript is spliced from 7 exons. The coding region runs from base 417 to 1241 and encodes 274 amino acids. NCBI's taxonomy places the organism in Eukaryota, Metazoa, Chordata, Mammalia, Eulipotyphla, Talpidae. The record is from RefSeq and is a predicted model, not a curated record. Gene Ontology annotation, cellular component: glutamate-cysteine ligase complex. Gene Ontology annotation, biological process: glutathione biosynthetic process. Gene Ontology annotation, molecular function: enzyme regulator activity; glutamate-cysteine ligase catalytic subunit binding.
GCCACGCCCGGCGCAGGCCGAGGGCCAGUCCCCCGCGGGCCGGCGCCCCGCAGCCCACUCGCCGCCCCGCCCCGCCCCGUCCGGCCCCGCCGCGGGACGGUAACGGUUACGAAGCACUUUCUGCGCCGCGAUUUCUGCUUAGUCAUUGUCUUCCAGGAAACGGCUCCCUCACUCGGGAGUCAACUCUCCGCCGGCGGCCGCGGUCUCUGGAGCCGCCAACGCGGCGCGUCCUUCCCGGGCCCCGCUCCGCCGCCGGCCGCCCUCCUCCCCCGGGUGGGAGCGCAGGCCGAGGACCCCCACGCGGCGCGGGCAGCCUCGCGCUCGGCUCUGCGGCCGCGGGCACCGCGUCCUCCGGGGCGGCCUCCUUCCCCGCCCGCGGCCCCGCUGCGGCUCGGCUCCCUCGGUCGGCCGCUGCCAUGGGCACCGACUGCCGCGCGGCCGGGGCGCUCCUGGCGCGGGCCCGCACGCUGCACCUGCAGACGGGCAACCUGCUCAACUGGGGGCGCCUGCGGAAGAAGUGCCCGUCCACGCACAGCGAGGAGCUUCGAGAUUGUAUCCAAAAGACCUUGAAUGAAUGGAGUUCCCAAAUCAGCCCAGAUUUGGUCAGGGAGUUUCCAGAUGUCUUAGAAUGUACUGUAUCUCAUGCAGUAGAAAAGAUAAAUCCUGAUGAAAGAGAAGAAAUGAAAGUUUCUGCAAAACUGUUCAUCGUAGGCUCAAACUCCUCAUCGUCAACUAGAAGUGCAGUUGACAUGGCCUGCUCAGUCCUUGGAGUUGCACAGCUGGAUUCUGUGAUCAUUGCUUCACCUCCUAUUGAAGAUGGAGUUAAUCUUUCCUUGGAGCAUUUGCAACCUUACUGGGAGGAAUUAGAAAAUUUAGUUCAGAGCAAAAAGAUUGUUGCUAUAGGUACCUCUGAUCUAGACAAAACACAGUUGGAACAGCUGUAUCAGUGGGCACAGGUAAAACCAAAUAGUAACCAAGUUAAUCUUGCCUCAUGCUGUGUGAUGCCACCCGAUUUGACUGCAUUCGCUAAACAAUUUGACAUACAGCUAUUAACUCAUAAUGAUCCAAAAGAACUGCUUUCUGAAGCAAGUUUCCAAGAAGCUCUUCGAGAGAGCAUCCCUGACAUACAAGCACAUGACUGGGUGCCACUGUGGCUGCUCCGAUAUUCGGUCAUUGUUAAAAGUAGAGGAAUUAUCAAAUCAAAAGGCUACAUCAUACAAGCUAAAAGAAGGGGUUCUUAAUUACAACUUAGGGUCAUAACCUACUGAUUUGCAUUUUCCUUAAAUAAAAGAAAAAAUGAAGAUAUGUAAAACUCUAAUUACCACCUGUAAAUGGUGUCACUGAGGCAGAUAUUCUUUAGUUAUAUUUGACAAUACUGUCAUCUGUCACGUUUUGAAUACUUCUUGCCUCCAUAUCAGUUCACUCACAUGAACCUCUGUAUUGUUUUCAUUAAACUAUUGUUUUCUAAUUGAAAUUGUCUAUAAGAAAAUACUUGCAAUAUAUUUUUCCUUUAUUUUUAUGACUAAUAAAAUCAAGAAAAUUUGUUGUUAGAUAUAUUUUGGCUUAGGCAUCAGGGUAAUGUAUAUACCUAUUUUUUAUUUCCAAAAAGAUUCAUUAGUUGCUUCUUACUCUAUAGAAUAAGCAAUUUAAUUACAUUUGUUAAAACUGAAAUACUGGAAGAUAUUUUUCUUGGCAUUAAUAAGAUAAUUAUAUCUCAAAGUAACUGGAGUAUCUGGGAUCUAUUAGUAGUGUAAAUAAAAUUCAUUUCUUCAAUACAUGAA